This is a messenger RNA of Melozone crissalis (California towhee), 2425 nucleotides long. RefSeq names its product core 1 synthase, glycoprotein-N-acetylgalactosamine 3-beta-galactosyltransferase 1 (gene C1GALT1). Bases 91 to 1191 code for a protein of 366 amino acids. Gene Ontology annotation, molecular function: N-acetylgalactosaminide beta-1,3-galactosyltransferase activity. The record is from RefSeq and is a predicted model, not a curated record. The transcript is spliced from 4 exons. Gene Ontology annotation, cellular component: membrane. Lineage: Eukaryota; Metazoa; Chordata; Aves; Passeriformes; Passerellidae.
GCGCGCCCAGCGGGUGCCCGCGCGCUGUCGCGCGGCUGAGCGCGCUCCGGGGCCCCGCGCGGCGGCCCGAGAGUGUCUCACCUUCAGGAGAUGGCCUCUUCUAAGUCUUUGAUGAACCUUCUGACCUUCACUUUCGGCUCAGCAAUAGGAUUUUUUGUCUGCUACCUUCUGUUCAGCAUUAUACUAGAAGAACAGGUUAAGAUCCAGCCUCAUGUUCUUCACAAUGAUCCACAUGGUCAGCACUCAGCAGAUACUGACAACAAUCAGCUGCAAGGACAAAUGAAUUUCAAUGCAGAUGCUGGACAGCAUAAAGAUGAGGAUAAAAAUAUUGCAGAAGGAUUGUAUCACAAAGUGAAAAUACUGUGUUGGGUCAUGACUGGACCUCAAAAUCUAGAAAAGAAAGCCAAGCAUGUUAAGGCCACUUGGGCCCAACGCUGUAAUAAAGUACUUUUUAUGAGCUCUGAGGAAAAUAAAGACUUCCCAGCUGUGGGCCUAGAAACCAAAGAAGGCAGGGAUCAACUGUACUGGAAGACUAUUAAAGCUUUUCAAUAUGUAUAUGACCAUUAUUUUGAUGAUGCUGAUUGGUUUAUGAAAGCAGAUGAUGAUACAUAUGUUAUAUUGGACAAUUUGAGAUGGCUUCUUUCAAGAUACAGUCCCGACCAGCCAAUAUACUUUGGGAGAAGGUUUAAGCCUUAUGUGAAACAGGGCUACAUGAGUGGAGGAGCAGGAUAUGUUCUGAGCAAAGAAGCUCUGAAGAGAUUUGUUGCUGCAUUUAAAACGAACAAAUGCACUCACAGUUCCUCUAUUGAAGAUCUGGCACUAGGAAAAUGCAUGGAGAUCAUCAAUGUGGAAGCAGGAGAUUCUAGGGAUACGAGUGGCAGAGAAACCUUUCAUCCGUUCGUUCCAGAACAUCACUUAAUCAGAGGAUACCUACCAAAAACAUUCUGGUACUGGAACUACAAUUACUAUCCUGCUGUAGAGGGUCCUGGAUGCUGCUCUGAUCUAGCAGUUUCAUUCCACUAUGUUGACUCUGUGACUAUGUAUCAUUUGGAAUAUUUGAUUUAUCAUCUUCGUCCAUAUGGGUAUUUGUAUAGGUACAAUCCUGAUUCAUCAAAGAAUCCAGAAGAGCAGAGCAAAAAUGAAGCACUUGAGAAUGAUCAAAAGCUAAAGCAAAAAUCUUCUGAGAGCUAAUUGGAGUUUGAAAAAACCAAAAAGAAGGCAGUACCAUGAGUAAGAGUCUCCUCAAACUGUGCAUGAAGCUUGCGGACUGAAAUGACUCCUGGCGAUUCUUAUUUCAAAAAUCAAGUUGGCAGCACUUCCAGUCACCCUGUGUACAGUAGAGUCUGGUGCUGGCUCUGACUGCUUGGGAUGGUGUGACCUUGCAGCUCUGCCCACAAAGAUUUGGGGCCCUAAAGCUGUGAAUUUGGAGGUUGCUCUGCUACACUAACAUUUGGGAGAAUUUGUAUGAAAAUCAUAGUGGACAGGUUCAGAGAUGAUCGUACCCCAUUUCUGUUCUCCUCUAUUUCCUUUCCAUUAAGUCAGUUCUAAUAUUAGAAAUUGGAUGCUGCCCAAUCCUACACAUCAUGAUGACUAUUUGAAAUAUUCUCAACCUCUUGAAGUUACUUUCUGUACCUUGCCCUGAAAGUAAGGCAGAGACAUGGAAUUAGAUUCUCCAGUCUGCUUUGCCUUAACAACAGAGUGGCAGAAUUUCACCCACAAGAUUAAUCUGAAUUGUUUGAGAAACAGAAUUCACUGCUAUGAAUUACUUAUAAAGUUUUAAAUUCUGUUGUGGAAAACAAUAUCAAGUUUUCGGGGAGGAAUACUCUUGUGGAGAGAAACCAGAAGCAGCUACUGUAGUUUAAAUUGCUGAGGUGAUGCAAGCUGCUUACAUAUUUGCCUGUGGCUCUUUUUUUUUUUUUUUCCAGUUUUAUUUACUUAUCCUUUUGGUUGAAUGGAUAUAAAAAUUCGUCUUAGCAUUUCUCAGCCUAAGGUAGAUGCUUUUGAAAAUAAAAGUCUGUUUUCUAUUCUUUCAUCCCACCUGCCACAUAAACUAGGAAGAAUAGGAUCUUAGUGAAGUUGCAUUGUAACAACUUGGUUUCAGCCACUAUUAUAAUUAGUUUGUUUCCAUUUUAAUUUUCACUAGAGGUUAAAAUCCUCAGAUCGAGAAAUGUCCUAUUUUAAAACUGCACCAAAGCCAGUUUAUUUGGUUGAAGUACUUAAUUUCAGUUUUCUGAACAUUUUUUUCUUCCACUUUAAAAUUUUUUUCUGUAUCUGCUUCUUGUUACCUUUUUCAGCACAAAGUGUUAAAUGAUCCUUUUUUUUACUGUUUUUGGAGCUGAAGUGCAUAGUUAUUCAUGUAAGCAGGCCUGAAUGCAGGAAUCUUUCAAAGUGCAUUAACUUUUCCCACUACUUCAUAAGUAUCUCU